Molecule: messenger RNA, 1047 nt
Organism: Acanthosepion pharaonis
Lineage: Eukaryota; Metazoa; Mollusca; Cephalopoda; Sepiida; Sepiidae
Source: the annotation of a GenBank genome assembly
AUGGUUCCUCUUUGCAAAGUCUUCUCUGAGAGUAUUAUUGUAGGAACUCUCUUUUAUUGUCGUCUGCUCUUUUCAUUCUUUGCUUUCUCUUGUUCUCGUCUUCACUAUUUUUCAUCUCUACCUUUAAUUCCCUUGAACUUCGCUUUCUCUCUUUCUUCACCUUUCUUGUUUUGUAUUUUUUUAUUUCGAAUCUUCUUUUUUCACUUUUUUCUUUUUUCUCUUUCUCUUGCCUCCUCUUUGCUUUUAUCUAUUUCCACUUUCUUCUAUUCCAAUACAUUUACUGUUUUAAAUCCUGUUUCUUUCUUUUUCUUUUCCCCGUCUUCCUUCAUCAUUAUUAACGUCUUUAUCUCUUUCUUCUUCUACGUUUUCUGCGUCUUCCUUUUCUUCUCUUUAUUUCUUCAUAUUCUCGUCUUUCUUUUCCCCUUUUUCAUAUCCCUUGUUCUUUCUCUUUUUCUCAUUCCUCUUCUCUAUAUUUCAUAUUUUAUUCGCUAUUUGUUCCUUCCAUGGCUUUUUUAUUUGUCUUUAAUUCUUUCUUAUAUUCGUUCAUCGGUCAACCACUCUUUCUCCACGUCCUCUUUUGAAUUUUCUUACAAAUCCAAGAAAUCUUUCCCUCUUCCCAUUACUCUAUAUCAUAAAUUCUUUUCUUUUCUUUUUCUAUUUCUUUUUUUACUCGUUUUUCUUGUUGAUUUUUUAUUCCUUUUGCAAUUUUUAAUUUUUUUAAAUUAUUUCUUGUCCUUUCGUUAUUUUAAUUUUCCAUUUCUUUUUUACUUCCUCUUUUUCUUCUUUCUUUGUUUUUCGCUUUCAUUUCUAAUUCCUCUCUUUUACCUUUUCUUUUUUUUAAUUUCGCUUUCCUUUUAUAUUUUCUUUCUUUUUUUUUUUCUUACCCAUUUCCCCACUAUCGAUCUCGUUUUUUUCCAAUAUCGAUACAAAAUGGGAUCAAUACACGGAAGUGGACCUAAUGGGAAGCGAAAGCAAAAACGGAAAAAGGACGAAAGGGUCGGGAAGAACGAACGGAAAGUGAGGGCAGAUUGCAAACCAUCUUUUUGA